AUGGAAACUGAUCCUCCUGGCUCUUCAUCUCAAUCUCCAGCUAUACUAAUGGAGGAAGAUUUAUCCAUUCCUCAUAAUUCUGAACCUUCUGGAAACGUUAAGGCCGUUGAAGAAGAUCCUGUGAGCUCUGCAGGAGAAACCUCUAAAGACUCCAUUAGUACAGAAACUUCAACUGCAAAGGUUGAUGAUACGCAGUUGCCUGCUACAUCUACGGGUGCUGAACCUUUGCGUAAAACUGAGGAUAUAGUUCCAUGCCCGCCAGAUUCCUCCCCACGUGAUUCACCGCCGUCUAUAUUUUCUUCUUCUGGUCUUUCUUCUUGGGCCAAAAGUUUUAAAUUCCCGCAGCAAGAUCCAAACGGUGCAGAUUCUGGGAUGUCAGCUUUCACAAGAUUCACCUCUGAACUCGGUCUGCAUUUGCCAACGAAAGCGUCAGAUGAGGUCAGUGGCCCCAAAUCACCAAACACACAAGUUGGUGGCGCUCUUGAGUCGCUCACAAAAGCUGUGGUCGAUUCAUCUCGUGGUGCCGUAAAAGCAAUGCAGGUGAAAGCUCGCCACAUUGUCUCUCAGAAUAAAAGAAGAUACCAGGAGGGGGAGUUCGAUUUGGACAUGACAUAUAUAACUGAGAACAUAAUCGCAAUGGGGUUUCCAGCUGGUGAUAUAAGCUCUGGUCUUUUCGGAUUUUUCGAGGGACUAUAUCGCAAUCACAUGGAAGAGGUGAUCAAGUUUUUUGAAACUCAUCACAAGGACAAAUAUAAGGUCUACAACCUUUGUUCAGAGAGAUUGUAUGAUGCUUCAAAAUUUGAGGGGAAGGUUGCAUCUUUCCCAUUUGACGACCAUAAUUGUCCUCCAAUUCAAUUAAUACCCUCAUUUUGUCAAAGUGCAUACACAUGGUUGAAGGAAGACAUCCAAAAUGUAGUGGUAGUUCAUUGUAAAGCCGGAAUGGCAAGAACCGGAUUAAUGAUUUGCUGUCUUCUUCUAUAUCUCAAGUUCUUCCCUACAGCUGAGGAGGCUAUUGAUUACUAUAACCAAAAGAGAUCUCUCAAUGGGAAAGCUCUCGUUCUACCCAGUCAGAUUCGAUAUGUCAAGUACUAUGAACGUGUUCAGAAUCAGUUUGACGGGAAAAUUCCACCCGAACGAAGAUGCAUGCUCAGAGGGUUUCGCCUAAUCAACUGUCCUUAUUGGAUUAGACCUGCUAUUACCAUCUCCAACCACAAUGAUGUACUUUUCUCAACAAAGAAACAUCAGAAAACCAAGGAUUUGGGGCCUGAAGAUUUUUGGAUGAAGGCACCAAAAAAAGGAGUUGUUGUCUUUGCAAUACCUGGUGAAGCUGGUCUAACAGAGUUAGCUGGCGACUUCAAAAUCCAUUUUCAAGACAGCGAUGGAGAUUUCUAUUGUUGGCUAAAUACUACACUGACUGAUAACAGAACAAUGCUAAAAGGUAUCGACUUCGAUGGCUUUGAAAAGAGAAAACUACCUGCACCAGGGUUCCAUGUUGAAAUCGUAAUGAUAGAAUCCGACAAUUCUCAACCAACAAAUCCCAAUUUUGAUUCUUCGUACGCCACCCAACAACAAUCUCAAAGCAGCUCUGGUGCUGAUUCAGGCAAAAUCAAGUCUAAACAGAACAAAGACGACGAUGUGUUCUCCGACAGUGAUGCGGAAGAGGAAGGAAACUCGAAACACAUUGAGUCAAAUUCAACUAACGCGAAAACCGCAGGCUCGCUGCACACAACUAGUAAACCUCAUCAGAUCAAUGAACAUCCAAAGACCGAUGACCAUUCUGCAAACAAAAGUGUCACAAGUUCAUCGUCCUUGGGUCUUUAUAAUCCAGUACCAAACGACUCAUUAGCAGUUAAUGAUAUCAAAGCUAUCGCUGCAGACGCAUCGGUCUUCUCCUUUGGAGAUGAGGAAGAAGACUAUGAAAGCGACUGA
This is a messenger RNA of Arabis nemorensis, 1929 nucleotides long. The record is from the annotation of a GenBank genome assembly. NCBI's taxonomy places the organism in Eukaryota, Viridiplantae, Streptophyta, Magnoliopsida, Brassicales, Brassicaceae.